This is a messenger RNA of Oreochromis niloticus (Nile tilapia), 6941 nucleotides long. RefSeq names its product transforming growth factor, beta receptor III (gene tgfbr3). Gene Ontology annotation, biological process: cell migration; regulation of transforming growth factor beta receptor signaling pathway; epithelial to mesenchymal transition. The record is from RefSeq and is a predicted model, not a curated record. Lineage: Eukaryota; Metazoa; Chordata; Actinopteri; Cichliformes; Cichlidae. The transcript is spliced from 18 exons. Gene Ontology annotation, molecular function: type II transforming growth factor beta receptor binding; transforming growth factor beta receptor activity; glycosaminoglycan binding. The coding region runs from base 376 to 2853 and encodes 825 amino acids.
GCCCCGCCCCCAGAUGAAGCCCUCAGUAAAAAGGCAGACAGAUAGUAGUAAACUGUUAGAAACUUUGAGCGAGUGCGGUUGUUUGAACACAAAGUGAUAAAAUAUCCCGUCGACAUCGUCCUCUGUGAUUUUUUAUUUACUACAUCAAAAAUAACUGCGUGAAUGUGCAGCCGAAAUAACGACUUUGAUAUCCGCAUCCACCGCUGCGACCUCAACUUCAACCAAGUUUACUUGGGCAUUUUCUGAAGACUCUGCAUGCUGGAGCCUGAACGUGGCUUUCUGCAGACCCAUUCUCAAGAAGGGAAACCUUUGUGAGACGCUGGAGAACGGCCAGGUCAUCCACUUUUAUCAUACUGGAAUCUGCAGAAUAAUAAAAUGGCUACAAGGUCCCAUAUUCCCUUGAUGCUUCUUGCAAUAUGUUGCCUGGCAUCUGGAGGACCGCUGUUUCGCAGCCCAUGUGAGCUGCUGCCAGUGGGGACGGGACACCCAGUGCAAGCCAUGCUGAAGAGCUUCACUAUCCUGUCAGGGUGUGCAAGCAGGGGCACCACCGGCUUGCCUGAGGAGGUCCACAUCAUCAACCUGAGAGGACAUGCUCAUGAGGGACCAGACAACUCUUCAGCAAAAGUUGACUUACAUCUGAAGCCCAUCCAGUCUAUGCUGCACCACCAGAAGCCCCUGGUCUUCGUGCUCAGCUCCCUCCAACCAUUGAUCUGGAAUGUCAAAACAGAGAACCUGGCUCUGCGCAUCCAACAUACCUUUUAUGUAUCUUUGGGCUCACAGGUCAGGUUUAAGCCGGAAAACUUCUCCCUAUUCACCCGCAUACAGCAAGAGACCUUUCCCCACGGCAAUGAGCAACUCCUCAACUGGGCCCAGAAGAAGUACAGGGCAGUCACCUCUUUCUCUGAGCUCAAGAUGACUCAAGACAUCUACAUCAAAGUCGGAGAAGAUCCACUGUCUUCUGACACCUGCAAGAUUGAUUCCAAGUUCCUGUCUUUGAACUACCUGGGCAGCUACAAGGAGCCCCAGACAUCAAAAGGCUGCGUCCUCUCUGUGCCCCACAAAGACAAAGAAGUCCACAUCAUUGAGCUCCAAGCCCCAAACGCCAGCAGUGCUUUCCAGGUAGAUGUCAUAGUUGAUCUGCGGCCACUGAAGGAAGGUACCUGGGUACAUCGUGACGUUGUCUUGCUGCUCAAAUGCGCUAAAUCUGUGAACUGGGUCGUCAAAGUCCACAAUGUAACGGGCAAUGUGCAUGUUGUGGCCUCUGAUACAGUGACUGUUGGCUCACAGGCACCUGUGUCCAAAACCCCCAAGCAGUACUUGCCAUCAGGGCCACAAGCCUUAAUCCAGUGGGCAAGCGAUAUUGGCCACAGUCCAGUCACAUCUUACACCAGCACUCCUGUGGCAAACCACUUCAAUAUCCGACUUAGAGAGCCAGAUGUUGUGGAGUCUCUGGAGAGCAAAUUACCUCCCGAACUCGCCAUCCUGCGUGAUUCUAGUCCUCUUCCUGACGCUGGAACUCCACUGCGACGAUCCGGUCUGCCGUUUCCAUUCCUUACAACUGGGGGCAUGCCUCCGCUGGAACACCUGCCCUACGAGCCCGAUGAGCCCGAAAUCGUUUUGAAUGUUGACCUAAGUGUGCAGUGCAAAAACGAAAGGAUGGUGGUCAGCAUUGACAAACAGAGUCUGCAGGCAAGUGGGUUUACAAAUGCCAGCCUCACACUUCAAGACCCACAAUGCAAAGCAACAGUCAAUGCCACCCACUACACCCUGGAAACUCCUUUGACUGGCUGUCAGACCGCCAGAUUUACCUUAGAGGAUAGCACGCUCUACAUCAAUUCUGUCACUGUAAGACAUGCUGAGACUAAAGAUGGGAAUAGCGACCAGAGAGGGCCCGAGAGAAUGCUUCCUGUGAAAACGCUCGAUCCACCCAGCAUAUUGUUCAACUGCACAUACACAAGAAAAACUAAGAAUCAGGAAACCUCAGCUCCCAGGAUUGUACAGGAACCACCAAGGCAACCGGUCAACAACAUGACGUUUAACAUGGAGCUGUACGACUCGCUGCCUAUCAACAACCCCGUACGCCAGAAUUUCUUCACCGUUUCACAAAAUCAGAAAGUGUUUGUGGAGAUCACAUCAACUGCAUCAGAUCCAGAACUGGGGUUCACCAUCAUAUCGUGCUUCAUUUCUCAUGACUCCAAUCCCAGCAUGUCAUCAGGGUACACGCUCAUUGAGACAGUUUGUCCCACAGAUGCCUCCGUCACAUACUAUCCUCAAUUCCCUGUCCAUCCUACAAAGAUGGAUAAGAAAACCUUCAGCUUCAUCUUCGACUCAACUUUCAAAGUGUCCCUGCUUUUCCUGCACUGUGAGAUGUCUCUGUGCUCGAAGUCUUCUCAGAGGAAUCUAAAUUUACCACAGUGUUUAUCACCCAUGGAAAACUGUGAUUCUCUCUCUCUGGACAAUAUCAUGGCGAUGAUGAUGAACAAAAAGGUCUCAACUCAACGGCUGGUUGUGGUGGAUGAUUUUAGCCACAUAACAGAUCCUACAUCAAAAUUAGAAGAGCCACGUAAGACCUCUCCUGAUGAUCCUACAUCAAAAUUAUCAGAAGAGCCACGUAAGACCUCUCCUGAUGUAGUGUAUGUACUGGACACUCCUGUGGUGGUGGGCAUCGCCUUUGCAGCCUUUGUCAUCGGGGCUCUCUUGACCGCAGCUCUGUGGUUUAUCUACGCGCACACAGGUGAGACAGCUGGCACACAGCCGGUCCAGAAGUCCCAGCCUGCCUCGGAGAACAGCAGUACAGGCCACAGUAUCGGCAGCAUGCAAAGCACACCAUGUUCCAGCAGCAGCACUGCGUAGCCCAGGACGCCACCCAGCAGGAUGCACUGCCAGGAAGUUCUGACGGUUCACAGGGACCGGUUUGUUAUCUCCUUCCAUGAAAGGAAUUAUUUUUGGGGACGUGACAGGACAGAAAAAAAAGCAUGAUUACAAAAAAAAAGAAAAAAUAACACCUUAAAUCCUUGUGCGAAAUUGGUGCCACUUUAAGUCUGUGCAGACAAAUGAACUGUCUUGGUUAUGUUGAUGUGUGUUAGUUCUGAGACACAGCUUGGCAGCCUCAUCCGAGAAACAGAUGCAAGUUUAUUCCAGACAUUUCUUUCGAAUCCAAAUGCUGCUUUUUUCUGACCACAACACAGCCUUUUGUUUUGACCUUAAAUGGUUUGAUUGGGGCUGGUUGUGCUAAGCAGGUGUGCUCAGAGAGCAAGCCAACACAAUAAGGCUGGAGUGACGUCAGUAUUAGUAAGUGAGAUGUUGAUGGCUGGGCCGGAGCACGUUGUUUUAUGACAGUGGAACCUAGAAAGUGGCAAGGAAGCAAAUAAACCACUAUUUUCAUGCGGACAAGUGUGCAGUAUGAACAAGUCAUCAUCUUGACACAUAGAUUAUGGCUUUAAAAAGGCAGUCUGGGUAUGAAUGUAUUCAAAAGGGUAAAUGCCAAAAAAAUGUGAAUGAAAAAUGUGAAAGACGUGCUGAGAAAAUUCCACGUUUUCAAAUCGUUUGUACUUUAUGAUGGAUUCAGCCACACAGGCCGGUAAAGUAUAUUGAUCUAAUAGUAUGUUUUAGUAACUCUUGGUGUAAGAAAAGAUUUGAGUUUUAGUUUCACUCAACUUCACAGGGGCAUUAUGGGUUCCCUUUUACUAGCUGUUGUUAAUGGAAGACUUCAGCAUUAAGAGAAAUAUUUGCUUAUUAUUAUUUGAGAUGAUUGACACUUUUAUGUCUGUGUGUGGAUUAUAGAGCUCUGUUCAGUUGAUGAGUGGCCUAGCUUAGCAUACCUGGUGGAAAUGAGUAGUUCAGGGGAGUGGUAGUCAUUUCUAGCAAGAGUAGUUCUGGGUAAUAGGCCUAAAACACUCAGUAUGUUUAAGUCAUGGUGAAUAUAAAAUACAGUACAAAAUAUUAGGAAUCAAUAUUUAUUUGUGACUGCAAGACUAUAAUUAUAACAUGAAUAAUAACUAAAUUAUACAGUGGGCAGGCGUUGUUUUGAAACCUGUUGCAGGGAGUGUUUGACUCUGUUAUGUGUGAGAACUUUUUAAUGCUAAAGUUACAAAAAAUGACCAUAAAUUGAUUUAUGUGAUUUAUUUUUUCUCUUUUAUGAAAAUUUUAUGAAAUAUUAUUGAACAUUUUACAUUUUAUGUAAAAAAUGUUGCCCAGGCUCAAUUAUAGGACUGAACUAUCCCUUAGGUUUGUGGAUUAGUGAGCAUUAAAUACUCUGUCUAAAAGUUUGGAAAUGGGCCCACCAAACUAAAGCUUUGGACACCGUGAUGCUAGCAGUUAGCUAUUUCUUAUGCUAAACCUAGCUUAUCACCAACUUUCGUGUAAAGCAAAGAUUUUUUUAAAAAAAAGACAUGCUACUUUAGAUCUUGUCUUUUUAUAAAAAAAAACAAAUCAGAAAUGUUAAAAUGAAUUUGGAACAUUUUGGCCUUUUUGUGCUGCAUAUUACUGAUUCUUCAUGCCACCAGUUUGUAUGCUAAGCUACGCUAGUCCUCCACUUCCUCCAGCACUAUAUUCAGUACUGAUCCAACUCAAGUUAAACAAGUGAAUAAGGGUAUUUCUCGAAGCGUUGAUUUGCUCGUUCAAGGCCUGUAUAUUUUUGUAUAUUACUGUAAUUACUCGUGUGUGCAAAGUAGUUUUCUUCUUCUUUUGAGUUUCGCUGGACCAUCAGCGUGAGCUUCAUUAAUCAGAUUUUAUAAUAAUAGAAACUACGUUAACAGUUUUGACAGUCAUGGUUUGAUAUGUUAAUCAUGGUUUGGAUCCCACAGUUUUAAUUAUUAGAUAAUUAUUAAAUAAUCAAUUGCCCGUCAGACCAACAACCCCAAAACCAAAGUUAUAAAGUGAACGCAGAACAUUUUUACAUUUGAAAGGCUGCAAAAUAAAGAUUUGGUUUGUUCUCGUGAUAACACGAGGAUUAACUUUGUCAGUUGGCUGAUGAAUCAUUGAGCUCCUUAUCAGAGAGAUUUUUGUUGUCAUUUUUAAGAGAUCAAACAUAGAGCGUUUGGUUUUCCUUUUCGCAGAUGUUUUUCUAUGAAUCUCGGCACUGACUGUGUGUUGAAUAAGCUGCAGCUAAAGCUGAUUUUCACCAACGUAUAGUUUCCUGCCUUCUUCAAACUGCAGCACCACAAUUACCCCACCGUUGAUGAAUGAUUGCUGUAUGUGUGUGGGAGACAAACUGGGCCCUUUCCCUGCUAUCAUUUAACUUUGUAAGCAGUAACCAGAAUGUGUAUCAUCUUAAAGCUUUUCAUUUUUUUCUCUCCUCAUGUAAACAUGUAUAAAGCUUUCUACAGAGAGUAUAAAUAUAUAUAUUUGUGUAUAAAAUUAUAUUUUGGAAUAUAUUAACUAAAAGAAAUUUAUUAUCUUCUAUGUGUGUACGUACUGUGAAUUGUGGAUUUGCUCAUACAUAACACACAUUUGUGGGAGGAUUUAUUUACACUAUUUGUUUAAACGUUAUACCAUGCUUUAGGACACUUUAAUGAAAAUGAAAUAAUAGUAUUUAUAGUCAGAAAGGGACUAAUAUUUUUGGAAAAAAAAUGUAAAAAAUAUAUCAUGAUUAUUUUCUUAAUUCUUUCUGUUAUUCGAUGGGAUGAUGUGUCUUAUUGACUUCAUAAUGAAUACUACAAAAAGAGAUUGUUAUUAUUAUCAUAUGUAAACAAAUCUGGAAUACAAAUCUUUUGUUUAAGCAUGAUUUUAUUUUGUCAGAUACUGUUUGGGUUUCAAUUUUCCAUGUGCCGCUUCUCGCUGUUUUAUAUAAAUUGCGUCAGAUAUGAAGUAAAGAAAUCAGAUGUUGUACAUCUUAAGUAUAAAGUUUAUUUCACUAAAGAUAAGCUGUAGCUAUAGAUGUAAAAACAUAUAUAUUUUUCCACAUGAAAUCAGUAAAGGAGUCCUCCCCAUUGUCAUAUAAAAUAACCCAGAUACCCAACUUGUUUUGGUUCUUUGGUUGUCACAACAGUGACAUAUACCUUCUUUUAAGAUAAUGAAAAAAAUAUGAAAUCAUGCCUAAAAGUUAAACCAGAUUUGGCGACUAAUAAAGUGAACUAUAUAAUAAGUUUCUUUAUUAUAAGAACAGUGGAAAAAAAAUCAACCUUCAGUUAUUUUGAUAGUGGAAACUCAACUGCUUUCAAUAACACUCGAGAAAUAUUUUUUAUUAAGCUGUAUUAGAAACACUCGGUUUGGAGCAAACUUCACAGCUUGUUUGUUUUAUCGGGCUUUCUGCCAUGUGUGUCCACAGCCAAAAUCCAGCUAAAAGCUUUAUUUGGUAAAGCUAAGUUAUGCAUAUAUGCAGCAGUCCUUUUGCAGAGCACUGUUGCUGUUAGCAAUUAGCAUAACUGUAAAAAAACAAUAUCCCACUGCAGGGUACAGUGAUCAUCCUCAGUGAAAGAUCCAUGCGCUGCAGAGUUGAAAUGUGCCGCAGCCUAUAAUCAGCAGCCGUAGCGGGAUUAACGCUUUUGGCAUUCCUGUACUUUUGUGGUUUCUCUUAUCGAGUGUGGCGAAGCCAUUUUAAACAUAUAAUUAUCCCCCUCACCCCCCACCCGCCCUCAUCCACUCAUGCUGUUAAGCGCCCGAGCCUCGAGUUAUGUUCUGGAUCUAAUCUUCUCAUUUGAGAUAAUUUGGGGAUAUUUUUCACUCAAACUAACAAUUCAGUACAAUUUGUGAGAGUCACUUUUCAAAUACCAACAUUCCUCCCUGAGUUUUGCCCCAGUGCAUGCUGGGAAAAGCUUCAAAACUUUCCCCCCUCAUGAACAGGUAUGGAUAAUGUCGGGUUUUUAAUAAAUAUGAAAUAAUGCUGUGCCACACCAAACGUGUUACUGUAGCAGUAAAAGAUGUGGCUUCGCUGAGAGACAGUAAAUGCUGAAUUCAGAACAGCUGAAAAUUGGAGCAUAAAUCCAUAGAUUAGUUAUGGA